Messenger RNA from Mesorhabditis belari, 1185 nucleotides. Lineage: Eukaryota; Metazoa; Nematoda; Chromadorea; Rhabditida; Rhabditidae. The record is from the annotation of a GenBank genome assembly.
AUGAAAAGGCGACACUCAAUCGAUCACGCCGAGAAGCGAAAUGUAGCCAUGGACAUGGCGACGAGCUGUGUGGCGACGAGCAUUUGCUCGACUCUUACAGGAAACGACAUCACGUUGAUGUCUCAAGUGAACCGAGCGUGGUGGCAUUUCGUCGCUGACAAUCGACAUCGAUUAGCGAAGAAAAAGAUUCAACUGAACAUCACACGGAAAAGUCAAUCGAAAGAACAAGAGUUUGAUUAUUUCGAUGGUUUCGAAAAGAAAACUUAUAAAGUGCCUUCCGUUUGCAGACCGGAAAUUCAAGUUCACUUUAUGUUGAAACAAGCCGAUGUUCUAAGGCAUUAUGGAGUGGUUUUAAGAAAGUUCAUGCCACGACCGCAUCAAAUUCUAAAGUCAGCCGACUCUUUUGACCCGAAUGAUAUCAAUCAAAUGGCCAUGGAUUCCGACUAUUACUUGGAAGUGAAAGCUGUGGAAAAUCUCGAGGAAAGCCUUCAUCCAAUCAUCGCCUCACUCGCCAACAAAGUCAACUUCGAAUGCUUGGUCCUGAUCGACCCAACGCCAUGCGAUCUCAUUUGCUUAACGGAAUGUUUCCAAAUGAAUUGGACAAGCGUUGAUCGGCUGCAAGUCCGUUUCAUCACCCCAACAAUCCCCGAUGAGUUCACGGAUUUUUUGAAAAUGACAAGAGGAUGUUCGGAGAUUAAGAUAAUCUCGGAUCGAGGAACUGAUCUCCCUCCAUCAAUCCUCACUUGCAACUCCAUCAAAAACGCGAAAUCCCUCGACAUCCACCUUGGCCACUUCUCAGCGAAAUCCUCCAUUAGUUGCAAGGAUGAAAAUGACGAAGAUCAAGCUGUUUGCUCGUUGCGAGCUGACAAUUUGAGACUCCGGGCAGUGAGAUUCUCGGCGAAAGGAGCGAAUGCUUUGAUAAAGCAAUGGAUCGAGAAGAAGCGCGGUUGCGAGUCUGGAUCUCUCGACAUUCAUAUCACCGUCGAUACGAGUCGAUUCAAGAAAGAGGAUGUCUUUGAGGGAAUCAACUAUGAGGAACGAGAUCGUCGCUUUCAUGAUCAAUACGUGGUGUCUCGGCCGGGCAAAGAGAAAUUCGACAAAGCUGUCGUUUCUUUCAUCGCUGGAGGAUUCACUUUCGAGACGUCAUCUCUUUCCGUCGAUGAUGACCAACAAAGACUCUGGUUC